UUAAGUCCGAUUCCCGUUUUUUACUACAACGGUACGAAAUGCAAAAGAAACGUUACUUUACAAGCAGCACUCACCUUUAAAGAUACAGCACAGGAGCAGAGUUUCUAAAAAAAAGGGCAAGCGCAAGACGAUGAAGAUGAUGAUGAGGAGGGCUUUCACCACCUGCUUCACUUCAAACACUCUUCUUCCAUUCCCAAGACUAGCACAGGGGCAGAGUUUCUAAAAAAAAGGGCAAGCGCAAGACGAUGAAGAUGAUGAUGAGGAGGGCUUUCACCACCUGCUUCACUUCAAACACUCUUCUUCCAUCCCCAAGACUAGGUACGAAUACUAUUACUACGACUCCUUGCUCUCGUGUUAUUGCAUUCACUUUCUCAAUCCCCCACUUGCCCUAACCCUAAUCACAUACCCAAUCAUCUUACAAAGCUUCAACAAUUACUGUUGGAGAAAUCUAGAGUUGGUUUUGAUAAGCCUGAUGAUGCUCUUCUAUUGUUUGAUAAAAUGCUCCGUAUGAGACCUCUUCCUACAGUCAUCAACUUUACUCAACUCUUGUCCGCCCUUGUCAAGAUGAAACAUUACUCCGUGGCUGUCUCCGUCUUUUCAAAGAUGUGCACUUUUAACAUUGCGGUUGAUAUAGUUACUUAUAGUACUGUCAUCAACUGUUGUUGCCAUUUGAAGCACGUUGAUUAUGCCUUUGCGCUGUUGGCUGCCAUCUUUAAGCGUGGUUUUGUCCCGAAUGUUGUUACCUACACAACUCUUCUCAGGGGACUCAUUUCCCAGGACAAGUUUCUCGAGGCUGAGCUUAUGUUCAAGAACCUUCUCAAGCACAAUCAGAUUCAGCCUGAUGCAGCUAUCUUUAACACCAUUAUUAAUGGCCAGUGCAAAACAGGCAACACUUCCCAGGCUAUGAUGUUGCUUAGAUACAUGGAGAAGAAAGGUUGUAUGCCGGAUGUAGUAACUUACAACACUGUUAUUGAUAGUUUGUCCAAAGACAGAUUAGUUGAUGAAGCUCUGGGUCUUCUUGCCGAAAUGAGUAACAAAAGCAUUCAACCAAGUGUUGUAUCCUAUAACUCAUUAAUUCAUGGUAUGUGCAACCUUAACCGAUGGGAAGAUAUAACACUAUUGUUAAAAGAUAUGGACAAACACAAAAUUUCUCCAAAUAAGCAUACUUAUAAUAUAUUGGCUGAUGCACAUGCCAGAGAUGGAAAUGUCAAAGAUGCUCAAGUUCUGAUAGACUUAAUGAUUCGAAGAGGCCAAACUCCGGAUGUAGUCACAUAUAAUACGGUAAUGGAUGGAUAUUGCUUGAGAGGAGAAUUGGGUAAAGCGUUAGCAGUGCUCAGAACCAUGACAAGUAAGGGGAUUUUGCCCAACACUCGUACUUAUAAUAUAUUGAUUAAUGGUUAUUGUAAGAAGAUGAAAGUAGACACAGCAAUACAUAUCUUAGAAGAAAUGCCAAGGGCAGGGUUAACACCUACAGUUGAAACGUACAAUACUAUUUUGGAUGGGUUAUUUCGUACGCGUAGGCUUGAUGAAGCACAUAAGUUUUAUAAGAAGAUGUUAAACCAAGGUGUCAAACUGAAUGUAGUGACAUGCAGGAUCUUGUUGCGUGGACUUUGCUGGAAUGGACUUGUUGAUGAAGCAAUGACCAUGUUUCACAAUAUGGAGUCAUGUGGCUUAGUUCCUGACAUAUGCGCUUAUAACAUUCUGAUUCAUGGAUUGUUCAAGGACGGCAAAGUUGAUGAAGCAAGAAACCUUUAUCAUAAUCUUCUUUUGAAGGGUUUACAGCCUGAUGUCAUAUCCUACAACAUUAUGAUACAAGGAUUCUGUCAUGAAGGGUUGCUGGAAGAAGCAUAUAAAACACUUUUGGAAAUGGAAGAGCACAAUUGCUUGCCUAAUGAGGUUACCUACAACACUCUUAUCCGCGGCUGCUUUAAGAAUAAGAUGUAUGAUGGAGGUUGUGUGCUUAUAGAUGAGAUGGUUGCUCAUGGUUUUAAAGCAGAUACCUCUACCGCCUCCAUGCUAUUCGAUUUGCUGCAAUUAAAAGAGCAGGACCCUGCGCUCCUUGCUUUGCAGAAGAAGUUCAUGCCUUGACUACAUCAAUGAGAGUUUUAUUAGGGUACAAAAUACUUUAAAUUGCCAAAACGUUGUACUAAUUUGCUGCAAUAUUUUAUUUCAAUAGCAAUUGUGAUAUCGGAGUUAAUAUAUGUAAUUUUAUUGUCCAUCAAAUUCGAAA
Messenger RNA from Daucus carota subsp. sativus, 2230 nucleotides. Its product is annotated as pentatricopeptide repeat-containing protein At1g63080, mitochondrial-like. NCBI's taxonomy places the organism in Eukaryota, Viridiplantae, Streptophyta, Magnoliopsida, Apiales, Apiaceae. Gene Ontology annotation, molecular function: protein binding. The record is from RefSeq and is a predicted model, not a curated record. The transcript is spliced from 2 exons. The coding region runs from base 499 to 2088 and encodes 529 amino acids.